AGCAUAAAGCUCUCCGCACCAGAUCAUCAACGCAUCAUCACUCAAAAGGCAAGCAAUGAAGCUGACUACCAUCUUACAAUCUGCAGCGCUUGCUGCAGCCUCUCUCACCGAGCUAUCCCAAGCCCAGGCCUUCACUCCCCGUGGCUUCACAACACCCAAGCGCAAAGAACUAUGGCAGCCAGAAGUCGGUACACCAUGGCAGAUCAUCCUCUCCGAGGUCGUCAAAGUUCCUAAGGCUGGCGUUAGCUCCAUGACUCCAGAUGUACCUAUAUGGGAUAUGGAUCUCUUCGAGACCCCGAAAAGCACAAUCACCGGUAUGCAGAAGGGAGGGAAGAAAAUUAUCUGCUACUUUAGCGCUGGCUCGUGGGAGAACUGGCGUAAAGACAAAGAUAGUUUUCCGAAGAAAGACCUUGGUAAGGUCAUGGACGGCUGGCCUGAUGAGAGAUGGGUGAAUAUCAGCAGUGUUGGUGUGAGAGCUAUCAUGGCGCAACGGAUCAAGUUGGCAGCGGAGAAGGGAUGCGAUGCUAUUGAUCCUGACAACAUGGAUGGAUAUCAAAACGACAACGGUCUAGGCCUCACCGAACAAGACACCAUUUCAUAUGUCAAGUUCCUCUCUGCAGAAGCAGCCAAGUAUAACAUGGUUAUGGGUAUGAAGAACGGCGGAGAUGUCACAGAAGAGGUUCUUCCAUAUGUCGCCUUCUGCAUCAACGAGUCUUGCAUUCAAUAUUCCGAGUGCGACUUGUAUCAGCCCUACAUCGACGCGGGCAAGCCAGUCUUUAAUAUCGAGUACCCCAAGGGCGCACCAAAGGUGAAGGCUAAGGAUAAGAAGAAGAUUUGUUCCACUAGUGGUGCCGCAGAAGGAUCAGAUGACUUUAGUAAGGUCAUCAAGAAGAUGAAUCUGGAUAAAUGGGUCAUGUAUUGCUAGGGUUUCUUUGGACUAUUCAGCAUGGGGAG
Molecule: messenger RNA, 954 nt
Organism: Fusarium verticillioides 7600
Lineage: Eukaryota; Fungi; Ascomycota; Sordariomycetes; Hypocreales; Nectriaceae
Exons: 2
Coding region: 56-925 (289 amino acids)
Source: RefSeq, a predicted model, not a curated record